AGACGAAACCAGAGGAAAAGGGAUCUGUCUCAGGUCGGUACGGCAAUGGAUUCCGGCGCGGCGGUGGCGGGGGCGGGGGCGGGGGCGAGGGCGGCCGAGAAAUUGUGCCGGAGGUGCAAGGUGAGCUACGAUCCGUCGGGCAACACGCGCCUCUCCUGCAGGUUCCACCCCUCCUUGUUCGUCUGCCGCCGCCACGACGACCAGAAGAGGUACUACGAGCUCCGCGACGGCGACCCCCCCUACGCCGCCAAGUUCUACGACUGCUGCGGCGCCGAGGACCCCGACGCUCCCGGAUGCACCACCGACUUGCACCGCUCCUACGACGACGACGACUAAGCUCUGCUCUGCUCUGCUCGCUCCUCUUGUUUGUUUUGUUUCUCCAACAAAUUUUCUCAGUAGUUUGUAUAUAUAGUAGUGUGUCUCGCUCAUCUAGCUGCUAGCAGAGGAACUGCUACUUCAGUAAUAAAUAAAUAAAUAAAUAAAUAAACAAAUUGUGCUUGCUGGUGUUGACAA
Messenger RNA from Panicum virgatum (switchgrass), 513 nucleotides. RefSeq lists its product as uncharacterized. Bases 46 to 336 code for a protein of 96 amino acids. The transcript is spliced from 2 exons. NCBI's taxonomy places the organism in Eukaryota, Viridiplantae, Streptophyta, Magnoliopsida, Poales, Poaceae. The record is from RefSeq and is a predicted model, not a curated record.